GCAAAUUGUUUUAGUAUUUAUAUUUCUAAAAAAAUUCAGAUAAAAUGGCAGAUGACGCUUUACCUAGUCCUAACUUUGAUAAAAAGCCAGAAGGUUUUAUACAAUUCAGUUCUACCCCUGUUCAUGGGAAUCCGUUUAAACCAAAGUGGGGAAAGAAGAAUCGUCAGGAUAAUUGGACAAGGUUUGGUAAAUCUGAAAACCACGAGAUAAAUAAUUCAAGAUCCCCUGGAUGGUCACAGGAAGCCGGCUCGCCGAACCAGAACCAUGGGAAUCAGAACCAAGGAUAUGGGAAUCAGAACCAAGGAUAUGGGAAUCAGAACCAAGGAUAUGGGAACCAGAACCAAGGAUAUGGAAACCAGAACCGAGGAUAUGGGAAUCACGGAACUAAUCAGUCCUAUGGAAACCUAAGUUCUGGAAAUGAAGGUUUCAGACACAAUAGUCCUCGAGGAGGGGGGUUUGGUUCCCCAUGUAGAGGGGGCUCCAGUCCCUCUAACAGGGGAGGAUACGGAUAUGGGUCCCCUUCCCCCAGAGGAGGAGGAGGGGGCUACUCCCCACGAGGGGGGUUAAGGGGACAAAAUAGUAAUCAAUGGAAUAAUUCACCAAGGCAGCAGUUUAAUGGAAAUUCGAAUUCAAACUCUUUUUUCCAUCCAUCAAUGGUUGAGGAUCCUUGGAGAGAAUUAGAACAGAGACGAAAAUUAAGAUUAGAUCAAUCCCAGUCUACAAUGGACGAAUCUAGAUCAAGUAGGGACGAAUCUGGCGUCUCAAAGGACGAUUUUCAUCCUCUGUCUGAAUCUAUGAUACCUCAAGUUGGAGACAGUUUACUUCAACGGAAUUAUGCUUUGGAGGAUUCCCAGUUGAUACCAGAUUCAAGAGAAGACAACAACGUUUAGAAUUGAUUAAUUGAUUUCUCAAAUCAAUCAAUCAAUUACUUAACAGAAUUAUCUAUUAGUAUGUCAUGAAAUUUAAGAUUGACCUUUGAUUUAAAUUCUAUUUGCUAAAUUUUAAAGUUUUUUCCUCUUUAACUGGUUUUGACAGUUGUUUAUUUUCAGAAA
Eurytemora carolleeae is the source of this 1052-nucleotide messenger RNA. RefSeq names its product translation initiation factor IF-2. The record is from RefSeq and is a predicted model, not a curated record. The transcript has 8 exons. NCBI's taxonomy places the organism in Eukaryota, Metazoa, Arthropoda, Copepoda, Calanoida, Temoridae. Bases 45 to 890 code for a protein of 281 amino acids.